UUAUUAGGCUGCUACUUUACUAAAUAUACGAGAGAUCUCUGCAAUAAGGCCGGAAUCAAAGGAUGGGUUAAAAACUCCAAACAAGGAACUAUAGUAGGGAAAAUGCAGGGCCCGAAAGAGGAAAUUGAUAAAAUGACAAGCUGGCUUUCCAAAGAAGGCUCCCCUGGUUGCAAAAUUGAGAAAUGUUUAUUGCGGAACUCUAUAAUACAUAACCGUUUGGACUACAAGGAAUUUGAAAUCAGAUUUUAAUGUGACUCAUAUUAAAUUUUUUAAUACGUUUUGAAGUUUUAUAUUUUAAUGUUUUUAAUAAAACGCUUGGGAAAACUUCGAUAUAUA
This is a messenger RNA of Rhagoletis pomonella (apple maggot), 336 nucleotides long. RefSeq names its product acylphosphatase-2. The transcript is spliced from 2 exons. NCBI's taxonomy places the organism in Eukaryota, Metazoa, Arthropoda, Insecta, Diptera, Tephritidae. The annotation marks the transcript as partial. The record is from RefSeq and is a predicted model, not a curated record. Gene Ontology annotation, molecular function: acylphosphatase activity.